This is a messenger RNA of Nyctereutes procyonoides (raccoon dog), 1476 nucleotides long. RefSeq names its product nuclear transport factor 2 (gene NUTF2). Gene Ontology annotation, cellular component: nuclear pore central transport channel. The coding region runs from base 679 to 1062 and encodes 127 amino acids. The transcript is spliced from 5 exons. Lineage: Eukaryota; Metazoa; Chordata; Mammalia; Carnivora; Canidae. The record is from RefSeq and is a predicted model, not a curated record. Gene Ontology annotation, biological process: protein import into nucleus.
CAGUGCUGGGAUGAGGGGUGUGAAGAGAUGACAUAUUUCCUCCUCAUAGCCUCCGUUUGUCUUCCCUGUAUCCCUCAGUAUUACUCUCUGAUAUUUGGAACUCCUGUCCUCAGCUCUGAAGUGAGUAGGAAUGAAGAAAUGAAGAGAUGUUACCUGUGCUCAAAGAAGUAAACUGCUCCCUUAAGACUAAAAUGGAAGGUCAAAAAAGGACUAAAAUAAAGAGUCACUUACUCCUUUAUUUCCAGUGAGGCAUUGAGGAGCCAUCUCCCACUCUCUCGCUGGGUCUUCUUCCACCUGCCAGUACAGCCCUGGGACAGUAUUGAUGGGGCUGAGGACUGCAAUAGAAGAUACUUCACAUACAGAUAUCUGUAGUUUCUGACCUCUAAAGUGGGAAGAAUAGUAGUAACUCUGGCCUUGCAGGUUGUUGAGAGGAUCAAAUGAAAAGAUGUGGGAGAGUGGUGUGAGUUCCUCCUUAAAGGCCACACCCUGCCAUUGGGCAUUGAAGGACUUGCUAUGAUUUUCCUUUGUCUUGGCUCCACCCUCAGCUCCCAUCCUGUGUGCUUCACAUCUCUGGCACCCCUUCAUUUCAUCAUUCAGAGCUCCUCAAAGGAGGAGCUCAGUCUGGUCCACCUCUGGGCUCCCUGCACUGGUCUCAACAAGGCCGGGUGACGCUCCAGAAUGGGAGACAAGCCAAUUUGGGAGCAGAUUGGAUCCAGCUUCAUUCAGCAUUACUACCAGUUAUUUGAUAACGACAGAACCCAACUAGGCGCAAUUUAUAUUGAUGCAUCAUGCCUUACGUGGGAAGGACAGCAGUUCCAGGGGAAAGCUGCCAUUGUGGAGAAGUUGUCUAGCCUUCCGUUCCAGAAAAUCCAGCACAGCAUCACAGCACAGGACCAUCAGCCCACACCAGAUAGCUGCAUCAUCAGCAUGGUAGUGGGCCAGCUCAAGGCUGAUGAAGACCCCAUCAUGGGGUUCCACCAGAUGUUCCUAUUAAAGAACAUCAAUGAUGCUUGGGUUUGCACCAAUGACAUGUUCAGGCUUGCCCUGCACAACUUCGGCUGACCUCUUCCCAGCCAGGCACUCAUGCUGUUUCCUCCUCCCUCCUCUUCCUGAUAACUAUUCACACUCCUCCAGAUGCUCCAAAUAUCAUACACAAAUGAGCAGGGCCAUGGUGGGAGCAGGCGCAGUGCGCUGCUACUACCGAGGUAUUGUGCAUGAUGUUUGGAUGCUAGAAUAGUUGCAUCUGACAGGAGAAGUUUGUGUUGUACCAGCGCAUGCCUUGGAAAGACUUAAGUAAUGCAAAAGGUUGUCUUUUUUUUUUUUUUUUUUAAUCUACUGACAAGUUGCUCUAGUAACCCAAAGAAGUGAAGGAGAAAGCAGCUGCCUCACCACCCAGAUAUUGACCGCCCAGAUAUUGAUUUGUUCGGAUGUUUCAAUGGCUCAUGAUAUAAUAAAACCACAAAAAUUUUCUUAACA